This is a messenger RNA of Rosa rugosa (rugosa rose), 618 nucleotides long. RefSeq lists its product as uncharacterized. Lineage: Eukaryota; Viridiplantae; Streptophyta; Magnoliopsida; Rosales; Rosaceae. The transcript has a single exon. The record is from RefSeq and is a predicted model, not a curated record. Bases 1 to 618 code for a protein of 205 amino acids.
AUGUCUGGAUCAUGCAACAACCUCAACGUGAUUACAAAGUCCCCGUUGUUUGACGAGCUCACUGCUGGUCGAGCCCCUCAGAUCCAAUUUCAAGUGAAUAACAGAAUUUGCAAUUUAGGCUACUAUCUCGCUGAUGGUAUCUAUCAUAGAUGGGUGACUUUCGUGAAAUCAAUUCCGAGGCCUACACGACCCAAGGAUCUGAAGUUUUCCCAGGCUCAAGAGGGGUGCAGGAAGGAUGUGGAAAGAUGUUUCAGUAUUUUACAGUCGCGCUUUAGUAUUGUUCGAGGAGCGGCACGUGGGUGGGAUAGAGAAGACCUUCGAUACAUCAUGUUGACUUGUAUUAUACUACACAACAUGAUAAUCGAGGAUGAAAGACCAGAUGACAAUGAUGAGGAUUUGGAGUCUGAUGAAGAAGAGGAUAACAAUAUGAGGCCUAUGUUGGCUACGGUUUGGGAAGGACCGACCGGUGAUGACUUUGAUCCUAUUGGUAGAGAUGGUUAUUAUUUCAACGGAUUCAUGAAUCGAUACGAUGCCAUUAGAUGUGCAAACAGUCAUUCAAACCUUCAAGAAGAUCAGAUAGAGCAUUUCUGGAACAUUCAAGGCAACAUGGAGAUCUAG